AAUCAAUUCUCAUCAUAUGGACAACAGCCAAGGUCCAGUCCUUACUACAAGAACUGGUCAAUGUCUCCAUGGAUGCAGUCACCAAAUAACGUAGCCUCACCCACUUCUGCAAAUAGCCCUGGUAUACCAACCAUGGGGCAAAAUCCAGGUCCCCUUCCCACUCACUCACCUGACCAUCAUCUAUCACAAAUGCUUCACACUCCUGGAACACCAGGUGAUAAUCAAGCAGGAGCACCAUACCAGCGUGGCAUGUCUAUGAGCCCUCCAAAUCAUCUUAGCAGAAUUGCUAACAUGAGUUCUCCAAGUCCAGGACCAGUAAGCAUGAAAAUGACCAGUCAAGGAAUGACGAUGGUGUCGCAGAAUCAAGGAAUGCCUCUACAACAUCGUAAAAGUAAAAGCCCUUUUCAGCACCCUGGGACCCCACCUCCAUUGAGAUCAUCCCCACAGCCACCUCCUGCCCAUAAUCCCCUGUACAACUCUCCUACUGCUAUGACUGCAGGAAACCCAUUCUCUAGUCAAGGUGGGCCUCAUGGUCCUCCCUCCUGCUUCAAAGGCAAAUUGUCUCCCCAUAGUAUGUACUUAGAGCAUAGAGAGUCAGAAAUAGGCUCCUAUACUGGACCGUCAAAGGGACUUGCUGGUAAAAAUUUUAUGAUGUCUGGUAAUAUUAGGCCAUCAGAUUCUACCCCAUUCUUAGAACCUACAGGUCCUGCUCCUAGGGCACAUUCAAGUCUUGGUAAACUCUCCAGUAAUAACCCUAUUG
Molecule: messenger RNA, 760 nt
Organism: Owenia fusiformis
Lineage: Eukaryota; Metazoa; Annelida; Polychaeta; Sabellida; Oweniidae
Source: the annotation of a GenBank genome assembly